CUGGUCGUAAGCGACUCGAGGUGACAACUUCCGCUUCCGGUUGGGCUCCAGCUGGAAGAUUAAAGUUUGACUGUCCUGAGAGGUCAGAUUGCCGUCAGUAUCUCUUCCUGUAGAUAUGGCCCCUGGACAUGGACAUGGACAUGAACAUGGCCAUCAUAAAAUGGAACUUCCAGAUUAUAGACAGUGGAAGAUAGAAGGGACACCAUUAGAAAUUGUCCAGGAGAGGCUGGCUGCACAGGGGCUAAGAGAUCCAUGGGGCCGCAAUGAAGCUUGGAGAUACAUGGGUGGAUUUGCCAACAAUGUUUCCUUUCUUGGUGUAUUGUUAAAAGGAUUCAAGUGGGGAUUUGCUGCCUUCGUGAUAGCUGCAGGAGCGGAGUAUUUCCUGGAGUCCCAGCAUAAAGAUAAGAAGGAUCACUGAAGCUAGUUCCCGGAAAUAUAUUAGUGGCUUCUUAAUCUCUUAUAAAAAUAAGAUAACUAUACCAUAA
Molecule: messenger RNA, 485 nt
Organism: Echinops telfairi (small Madagascar hedgehog)
Lineage: Eukaryota; Metazoa; Chordata; Mammalia; Afrosoricida; Tenrecidae
Gene: NDUFB3
Product: NADH:ubiquinone oxidoreductase subunit B3
Exons: 3
Coding region: 116-418 (100 amino acids)
Biological process (GO): electron transport chain; mitochondrial respiratory chain complex I assembly
Cellular component (GO): mitochondrion
Source: RefSeq, a predicted model, not a curated record